This is a messenger RNA of Eriocheir sinensis (Chinese mitten crab), 2579 nucleotides long. It is a transcript of the gene SCOT, whose product is annotated as succinyl-CoA:3-ketoacid coenzyme A transferase 1, mitochondrial-like. NCBI's taxonomy places the organism in Eukaryota, Metazoa, Arthropoda, Malacostraca, Decapoda, Varunidae. The record is from RefSeq and is a predicted model, not a curated record. Bases 85 to 1671 code for a protein of 528 amino acids. Gene Ontology annotation, molecular function: succinyl-CoA:3-oxo-acid CoA-transferase activity. Gene Ontology annotation, biological process: ketone body catabolic process. Gene Ontology annotation, cellular component: mitochondrion. The transcript is spliced from 11 exons.
AAAAGAGAAAAAUAAAGACAAAAGCCGCCCGAGAGAGGGACAGCCAGGCAACAGCAGAGGAGCCACAGACACAUCGGGGUGAACAUGUCUUCUGCAAUCUCCCGUCACAUUUUCCGUCUUUCCCGCCGCUCUGCCCUGUCUCCGGCCCCUUCCUUCAUCACACAGCCAUGGCUGGGGAGUGUCAGUUGCCUGUCCACCACCACACAACGCAACGCCCAGAUCUACCAGUCGUCACUGGAGGCCGUCAAGGACAUCCCAGCUGGUUCAAAGCUCCUUGUGGGAGGAUUUGGUUUGUGUGGAAUCCCUGAGAACUUGAUCAGUGGGCUGCUGACGACCAAGGUGGAUGGGUUGACGGUGGUGAGCAACAAUGCUGGAGUGGACAACUUUGGCUUAGGAUUGUUGCUGAACCAGAAGCAGAUCAAACGCAUGAUUUCUUCGUAUGUGGGGGAGAACGCAGAGUUUGAGCGCCAGUACCUGAAUGGGGAGUUGGAGGUGGAGUUGACACCUCAGGGCACUCUUGCUGAGCGGUGCAGGGCGGGAGGUGCUGGCAUCCCUGCAUUCUUCACUCCCACAGGCUAUGGCACUCUGAUCCAUGAAGGUGGUGCCCCCAUCAAAUAUGCCUCUAAGGGUGUGGUGGAGCUUCAGAGCUCCCCAAGGGAACACCGUCAGUUCAAUGGGAGGGACUACAUUAUGGAGGAGGCCAUAACUGGCGACUUUGCCCUUAUCAAGGCGUGGAAGGCUGACAAGGCUGGCAACAUAAUCUUCAGGAAGACUGCCCGCAACUUCAAUCAGGCCAUGGUGAAGGCGGCACGCACCACAGUGGUGGAAGUGGAGGAGCUGCUGGAGGUGGGUGAGAUCCCUGAGGACCAGAUUCAUGUCCCAGCUAUCUACGUGGACCGUCUGGUGGUGGGGGAAAAGUACGAGAAGAGGAUAGAAAGACUCACUCUGAAGAAGGAGCGGAAGGGGGCUAGUGCGGCGGCUAGCAACCCUGCCAUGGCCAUGAGGGAGAGAAUCGUGCGUCGCGCUGCCCUUGAAUUCCGUCACGGCAUGUAUGCAAACCUGGGAAUCGGGAUGCCCAUGCUCGCCAGUAACUACAUUCCCGAGGGGACGGAUGUCAAGCUUCAGAGUGAGAACGGAGUGCUUGGUCUCGGUCCCUUCCCUGCCCCGGGUGAACAAGACCCAGAUCUGAUCAACGCUGGCAAGGAGACCGUCACCACCAUCCCCGGCGCUUCGUUCUUCUCCUCAGACGACAGCUUUGCCAUGAUCCGAGGUGGCCAUGUUGACCUGACCAUCCUUGGAGCCAUGGAAGUGUCCCAGUACGGUGACCUCGCCAACUGGAUGAUCCCUGGCAAGCUGGUGAAGGGCAUGGGCGGGGCGAUGGACCUUGUGUCAUCACCAGGCACCAAGGUUGUCGUCACCAUGGAACACCUUGACAAGAAGGGCGGACACAAGAUUGUUGAAAACUGCUCCCUCCCUCUCACUGGCAAGAACUGUGUCGACAUGAUCAUCACUGACAAGUGUGUGUUCAAUGUGGAUAAAGAAGAUGGACUGAAGCUGAUGGAGAUCGCAGAUGGAGUGACUGUGGAGGACAUAGUCUCCAGCACUGGUUGUCUCUUCUCCGUGGCAGAUGACCUCAAGACCAUGGGACAGAUUGAAGUGGCUGAUGAUUAAAUCUCCUCGCAGUGCAUCCUGACAGUUCCUCUCUUUGAAGGUGAAUAGUAGUGGUUGGACCUUAACCCCUUCAAUCUGGCGACGCCGACGUCAGUGUCCGAAGGGCGUCCGACGUCAUCACCAUUAGUCCUCUUUUAAACCUCUUAAUUCUCUUCUAAACCUCUUUAAGAGGAAGUGGAAGAGGAUUAAGAGGAAUUUAGAGGAGGAUUGAAAGGUUUAGAAGAGGAUUAAUCCUCUUUCAUUUCCUCUUGACCCUUUCCAUACUGUGACGCCGCCGUCUGUGUCACGUAUGGAAAGGGUUAAGUGUUGUUAUCAUGGCCUGGCAGCUGUGACUUGUGAUAAUGGGCAUAACAGGACCAGUCAAGUCGGGAGAGGGGGAGAGCUUGAAUGAGAGAGAAAGAGAGAGAGAGAUAUCAGUUGUGCCUCCUGUUCAGUCAAGAGGAGCACCACAUCAUUGAGCACUGCAUCAUUUAUGUAUCAAGUUUGUGAGCACUGUAGAAUGAUUUUGCUUGGACGCUGAUUCUCAGGUUAGUAUCAUCAACACUUUAGUUAAUUUCUAAUAACACACAGUACUGGGUUAAUGAAUGGAGUGUGUGAUUUUGAUAAGCUUUAUCAAAUACCUUAAAAUAUUACCAAUUGUUACCAACCUCCUUAUUCACCUCUUUAUGUUCCAAUAAAAAUACGAAGUUAAAUAGACUUUGUAAAGUGUAACUGGGUGUGUCGUUAAGGGAUUUCUGCAAUAUUGUACAGCGGAGGGUGUGUGUGUUGCUGUAGAUGUGACCUGCUACAACUAGACUACAUGGCGUACUUAGUAUUAGCUCUACCCUUAUUAAUUGUCUGGAGUUGCAGAGAGGAUAUUUUAAUAUUGUAUAUAAUCAAGUUUUGUAAUAAACAUUGAAUAAACCUUU